UUGAGUGCAGAUGCAGACAGGUGUAGACAUGCAAUAUUUGCCGAGGGCAAUGCAGCAGCUUUAGCUUACCAGAGCCUUGCUUGUCCUGAUGGUUUUGACAUGCAGAAAUCUAAAAGUUUUGAUGCUCUCGUUUCUAAUGCAGAAAAUGCAAAAGAUGCUACUCAUCCACUGUUCAAUAUUGAGGAUUUUUACUUUAAUGAAAACAAGACUGGAAUUUUAGACAAGAAGAUGAGGGGGUUUAUGAAUGAUGUCAGCACUAGGGUUGCUCCAUUGCUAGAGUCUGGCAUGCUCAAGAGAUUCCCAGCAAACAACAUGGUGGAUAUUAUCAUGUCUGGUUCCAAGGGCUCUAUGGUUAAUCUUGGCCAGAUUUCGCUGGCUUUGGGCCAGCAGGAACUUGAGGGCAAACGGGUGCCAUUCAUGAUGAGCGGAAAGACACUUCCCUGUUUUAGAAAACUGGAAAUGUGCCCGUCAGCUGGUGGAUUUAUAUUUGAAAGAUUUUUGACUGGCAUUAAUCCUGCCACGUUCUUCUUCCAUUCAAUGGCAGGUAGAGAAGGUCUUAUUGAUACUGCGAUAAAGACAGCUAAUAGCGGGUAUUUGCAGAGAUGUCUUGCUAAACAUCUUGAAAGCGUCUAUGUUAGAAAUGAUAGAAAGGUUAUGAGCGGAGAUAGAAUUGUUCAGUUUAAGUUUGGAGAUGAUGGCUUGGAUAUUACUAAAUGUUCAUAUUUGAAAAACUUUGAUUUUUACAUGCAAAACUUUGACCAUUUUAAGAAAUCUAGCAGGAUAGAAGAUGAGCUUGAUACUCCUGCCACAUCAAAUAAUAGUUAUGGCUACGAUGCGGAUCUUAUUCCAGAAGACUAUGCUGAAUCUAUCAAAAAGCUUCCUGUGCAUCUUGCAAAUUUCAUGUACAACAGGUUUAUAAAUUCGCUAACAAAUCCCGGACAUGCCGUUGGCAUUAUUGCUGCACAGUCCAUAGGCGAGCCAAGUACGACAGAUGACUCUUAA
This is a messenger RNA of Vittaforma corneae ATCC 50505, 1002 nucleotides long. RefSeq lists its product as uncharacterized. Gene Ontology annotation, cellular component: RNA polymerase I complex. The record is from RefSeq and is a predicted model, not a curated record. Lineage: Eukaryota; Fungi; Microsporidia; Nosematidae. Gene Ontology annotation, molecular function: DNA binding; DNA-directed RNA polymerase activity. The transcript has a single exon. Gene Ontology annotation, biological process: DNA-templated transcription.